AUGGACGAUACGGAUGAAAUAGAUUUUCUUAAUUAUGUUUCUUCCGGACAAUGUGAGAGACCUCGUGAGCCCGUUCUGAUAAAAGGUUGUGGAGAUGUAACAAUCUUUGGUAUGAACAAUAAAUUCAAGGAAGAAUUCCCUAAUGAAUUACAUGGUAAACUAGCUCCUGAAGAAUUUGAGGAAAGUAUACGUAAAAUUAAUGAGCGCUUGGAGAAUUCACUACCUAGUCAUGUUAGAUGGUUUCUUGUGGGUGAUGAUUUCAAUUUAAUAUUCUUCCAAAUACUAUAG
Schistosoma spindalis is the source of this 288-nucleotide messenger RNA. NCBI's taxonomy places the organism in Eukaryota, Metazoa, Platyhelminthes, Trematoda, Strigeidida, Schistosomatidae. The record is from the annotation of a GenBank genome assembly.